UUCGCGGGUCAAUUACAUGCACGACUAUGAUUUUGGCCUUAGCAGAGGAAACGAAAUACUUGAGACGUUAGUUCGACGGUCAUUAGGUUGAAUAUCACACGUUUAUUAUGUUUUAGUUAUCGUUUGUGCCUGGUCAUGAAUGUGGUGGUUCUACUGUGUCUGUGUUCGUUGGCUCUGGCUGAGGAUACUGGACAGCCAGCUGGGUUGAUGGCACAUUGUCCAGGAAUGAAUAAAACGACUCUUCUAUCAGAGAAGACGAAGAAAUCUCUCUCGGUGAUAGUUGUGUACCCAUCCUCUGGCUUCCUGGGCCACAGGGAGACGCGAUGUAGCCUGAGUGCUGAGGGAGCCGCCUGCGCAGCCAAACAUAUACCGAUAAACGAUCUCAAGAAGAGGAAAACACUGGUGAUGAUCAGCGGAUACAUGGACAGUUCGUUCUCUCCGAUAGUGCGGACCUUACUAGCAAUGUACCUCGGCCUAGGACGAAACGUCAUCGUUCUGGAGAUAUUCCCCAUACUAGUGAGAUCUUAUCCUAUAGCUGCCCGCGUCACGAAACCACUAGGCAAUCUACUAGGAGAGUUCCUGGCCUCGCUGACAUCACGAGGACUGUCUCCUAAGAAGCUGGAGCUGGUGGGAGGCAGUCUGGGCGCCCACAUCGCGUCGUACGCAGCCGACACGUACAGACUACUGACCGGCCGACGACCCGCCCGUCUUACAGGACUGGACCCGGCCGGCCCCUGCUUCCGCAACGUGCCGCCCACGGCGCGCCUGCACGCGGACGCAGCCGAGAGAGUCGACGUCCUCCAUACAAAUAUUGAUGGGUUUGGCAUACCCGACCGACUAGGACAUGUAGACUUUUAUGCUAAUGGAGGUGAAUACCAACCGUACUUAAAAGGAGACUUCAUAAUGCCGUGCUUCCAACUCUGCAGCCACGUUCGAUCAGUGUUCUACUGGUACCUAUCCUACAGCAACCCCGACAAAUUUAUCGCAGUGCAAUGCGACUCAGUCGCAGACGCAAGACACGGUAACUGUUACGAAGGAACAUUACGGACUAAUGCUUUAGGCCCAAACACGAACUUUAGUAAGACAGGAGUGUUUUAUUUACCGACUGAUGCAAAGUCGCCUUAUUACUUAGGGUUGAAUGGCUUAAAGAAGAGGAAGUAUGAUGUUAACGAUUACCUCCUGAUCCCUGCACCUGAUGAAGAUAUAACUAUUUAAGACGUAUAUUAGGAUAGAGAGAUAGAGAUAUAUUUAGAUAUACAAGCGUUAUAAUAUUAGGGACAGUGUACAUCGGCGGAGAAGCUUGCCUGCGCCUACUAUUUUCGCCUCUCUUUAGCAUGCCGUUUUCAUCCGUAUGCAAUAGUAGUAAAGGUUUAUUUUAAAUUGAUUUAUUCUCAGUAUCUUCGCCGUACCUCCGUCGGUGUACACUGAGCCUUAUGGAGUAGGUUCGAGGGCCUAGUCGGAGUUUGUUUUACGUUAAUAUGUUACGUCGAGAUUUCUUGGAUUUUCAAUAGAUUUUCAUUUUCUUUUUUGAGAACAAAGUUGGAAAUCAUCUUGUAAACUGAUUACGAUUAGCUAGAAAUCACACUUUUUAAAACCUAUAAUAUGAUAUUGUUAUAAAAUAUCGUAUUUAUGUAUGUAUGUGUGUUUAUAUCGAUUUGAAAGUCGAAAUUCGCCCACCAUUUUAGUACCUGAAUUUUAUAGAUUGCGUGCGAUGCGUGCGCAUGAUUGGAAUAUGUCAAUAAUCACUAACUUUGUAAUAAAUGUGCAAGGGCAUAUGAAUAAAAGGCCUUAGAAUUUUAUACCUGACUAUACUUAGAAGUUUCACUAGAAUAAGAUCGAAGAAUUAUUAUUAAUCAUUAAAUUUGAUCUUUAUUGUCCAAAUAAAUAAGGUACAUUUUUAUGUGAGUAUUGUAAGGUUAAUUUUUAUUUGUUUUAGUAAUUA
This is a messenger RNA of Spodoptera frugiperda (fall armyworm), 1942 nucleotides long. Its product is annotated as lipase member H-B-like. Lineage: Eukaryota; Metazoa; Arthropoda; Insecta; Lepidoptera; Noctuidae. The transcript has 6 exons. Bases 136 to 1215 code for a protein of 359 amino acids. The record is from RefSeq and is a predicted model, not a curated record. Gene Ontology annotation, molecular function: lipase activity.